This is a messenger RNA of Frankliniella occidentalis (western flower thrips), 2077 nucleotides long. RefSeq lists its product as uncharacterized. The transcript has 5 exons. NCBI's taxonomy places the organism in Eukaryota, Metazoa, Arthropoda, Insecta, Thysanoptera, Thripidae. Bases 153 to 1262 code for a protein of 369 amino acids. The record is from RefSeq and is a predicted model, not a curated record.
AUUAGCUCGCAACAUCCAGUGAAGUGCAUUGUGCGUUUCUUAGAAAAAAAAUGAGAAGGGUUCUGACACUCACCUUUUAAUGUUUUUGCUAUAUUCUGGAAACCAACCUCCAAAUAGGCUUUCGUAAUUUCUUACUAUUGUAAAGUGAGAAAAUGGCUUUCCACAAGAGAAACCCGUCACCAUCUCCAUCACUUUCGUCAAUGGUCUCUGAUGUAAGCACAUCUGACACUUUGUCUCCUGAAGAGGAAGAAGUAAGGAAUUUUGUGAAAAAACGACUUAGAAAACGUCUUUUCCUUGGACAAUAUCAAGAACGAAGAUAUGUGGAAUACCUCAGUGUAUACAGAGACAUGGUGAUACUUCAUUCUUCUGAAGCAGAUUUAAAAGUAGAAAUAGAUCGAGUCCAGUCAAAGUUGAGAUCUUUUUAUGGAGAUGGCAAGUGGCUUGGUAUAACAAGCCCUGACACAAUUGGGGCACCAGCCGCUGGUCAUUGUCUUUGGACCAAACUCGAAGAUGUAGCUUUUGGAUUUCAUUGGUUCCAAAUUAAACAAAUAUGUUUUCAGGAGAGAGAGAUUGUAAUUCGCUUAAAAGUUAUCAGAGCCGUUAGUGAAGAAAUAAUUUCCCCUGCCAACUCAAGCAGUUUUACUCAAAGUUUCUCAGAAAAUGUGGACAGUUUGAAGACUAGGUUUUGUGCAGGUAUAAAUUCACUGAAAGAAAAUGAGGCCACUGUAACUAAGUCGCAUAAUACUUCAGAUUAUGUUGCACGUGAUAAAAUUUCGAAAGAAAGUUCAAGCUAUCCAUUGAACUCCACUGGUAACGGAAAGCAAGGAAAUGACCCAGCACCUGAUAGCACCACGGCUGAUUCCAUAAAUGAAACAGUAACUAAAAACCUGAAAUUUGAAGAUGUGCUUGUGUUAUUUCGUUUUGUGCUUGGUAGUUGGAGGGAAAUUUUUACAUUUUUAUGUGUCGCUGCAAAUGGACUUGGUAAAUGUGUGGAGUAUGUUGGUAACUUUUCUAUAAGACUUAUUCAUGAAGUCUCAUUCCUCAUCAGAUCAUUGACUCCAAUUUUCUUAGCUGUAAUCGAGUUAGUUGGUAAAGUUAUUGGUGGAUUUUACCUACUGAUAGCUAUGAUAUUCCGCGGACCACCACGGCAGUUUACGCCUCCUGAUCAAAACAGAACUCGACUAGCCAUCAGCAAUGUUCCACAACGUCAACCAUAUUACCCAUAUCCAGGAAGAGGCAGGAUCAGGUAUGAAAGAAAUUAAAUUUGUUUCCUCAAAUACCUUUGGUUCUCCCUGCACAAUGUUGUUAUUUGGGCCUUCCUUUUUGAGUUAUUAGGUUUGUUCCCUUUGACUAUUUUUACUGAAGAUUAACUGUACUCAGCUUAAUUUAUGAAUUUCAAGUCUGUAGAAUAGUUACUAUUUUAAUCUGCUUGUUGGCAUUUCUUUCAAUGCCUGGAUUUCCUGGGGGGGGGGGGUUAAAUGUCGGCAAUAAUGGAUUAUACUCUGCUCAUUAUGUAUGUUUCUCUCAUUACCAGGCACUGCCUGCUUAUUUUAGUUGCUUAUUUGUAUUAAUUUUAAAGCCCUUUGUUGUGUUUGUAAUGUUCUACAAACUUAAUUUGAAUGUUAUGAAUGGGACCAAGUAAACCCCCAUUGCUUCUUUAGUUGACACUAUGAUAUUACUUAAAAUGAAAUUCAUAUUAAUUUUAGUGUUGUGGGACCAAAAUUAGCUAUCCUGUUCCUUUCACUAAUUAGUCCAUGAUAUUACUUCCCUAUGUGAUAAACUAUUCUUGAAAGAUUUUCUGUAUGAUGUUGUACUGAACUACUUGGCAUGCAUCUUUGAAUCAAAGUAAGCCUGUAAUUAUAUUUAGAACGUUUCACAUCUGUUAGAUCUCAAAAGUUUCUUUAACUUUGUAAAGAAUCAACAUUUUUCUUUUAUAAAUUGAUAAUUUAUUUAGAAAAGUAACAGUAAUAUAUUCAAAUAAAAUAUGAAAUAUGUACAAAAUUUGAAAGUUAAAUAAACAAGUGUUUAAAAAUUGAACAGCAAAAAUCAUAAAUAAAAUUAAGAACUUUUCUUCUAA